Molecule: messenger RNA, 936 nt
Organism: Amaranthus tricolor (Joseph's coat)
Lineage: Eukaryota; Viridiplantae; Streptophyta; Magnoliopsida; Caryophyllales; Amaranthaceae
Exons: 7
Coding region: 1-936 (311 amino acids)
Source: RefSeq, a predicted model, not a curated record
AUGGAGGGGACUACAGUUUCUAAGCAUGUUUGGUGCUUACCAUCAGGAAGAAGGAUCAUUAUUCAUUUUAAUGAAUAUGAUCAACCAAUUAGAAGGGGGGGACUUGUACUUGUUCAUUUUCUGUCUGAAUUGUCAAAAGACGGAACCUUUUGUCCACUUGGAGCACAAAAUUGGAAACAUGUUAACGAUCAUUACAAGCAAAGGAUCAUUAAAACAGUUUGGUGGAAGCAUUACAUGUGGGAGCUUCAAAGGGACUAUUAUCAACCUAAUGUAACAAAGGAAAAGAUUAUUGAGAAUAUGCCUAAAAUUGUGAUAAAAGAGCAGUGGAUUAGCUUGAAAUUAUCAACAUUGGGAAAAAGAGCUCGAGAAAUGCAUAAUCAUGUAUAUACUACAGGGUCAAAAAGCUAUGCUCAACGGAAAACUAAAUUUGUUAAGUUGAAUCAAAGAGAACCUAGUGGGUUAGAAAUGUGGAAUCGUACUCACACUACAAAGAGUGGUGGUUAUGUAGAGGAUACAUACACUCAAGAAUUCAUAGUUGAUGAACAUUUACGUGAUUCGAAACAACCUCGUGAGGUGAUUGAGACAGAAGUCUUUAAUGAGAUGAUGUAUCAAGAAGACAAACCUAAUCAGCAUGUUGUUGGUUAUGGUCAUGGGGUUACUAGAUCUCAUGUGUUUGGUAUUGAAGCUCAAUUACAAAAGAGCAAGAUGGGUGAUUGUGGUGGUACUUUAAGUGAUGUUAUGGGGCUUAAAUCCUACCUAUUGUUUGUUGAGAGAAAAAAUGAUGAGGUUAUUUCCCAACUACAAAAAAGAAAUGAUGAGUUGGAUGAAAUUUUUGCUGUUGAUGUUCAUAUUAUGACCAAGAAAUCAUCUUUUGCGAAGGUCUUGACGCUAAAGUGGAAAUUGCAACAUAAUGAAAACAAUUUUGCAGGCCUUUAA